UUUGAACACGAUGACAUCUCCAACAGUUAUUGUCUACCUGACAUGUCUGGUCCUGGGGGAAAUUGCAUGGACAGUUUCUCAAAAAUUGUCUCCAUCAGUUCGUCAUGAGAGACGAGAAGCUGGGGAGAGCUUAACUUUAACAUGUGACUUCAAAGGCGAUCAGUCUUCCACACGAGUUUAUUGGUACAAGCAAACAAUCGGAGAUAAAUUAAGGCUUGUCUCUGAAUUCUACAAAUACGGAGGAACUUAUCAUUCUGAAUUUAAAGACAAUCCCCGCUUCACACUGGACGCUCAAAAUGGUAAAAAUCUCCUAACCAUCUCAGAUUUGAACAUGUCAGACUCAGCUACCUACUACUGCAUAAGUUGUAAUUACUGCAAAUUAGACAUUCUGGAAACUGUGAUUGUCAGUGUAAAAGGUCCAGGAGUGAACAUCCCAGCUGUGGUCCAUCAGACUGCAUCAGAGACCAUCGAGCCAGGAGGCUCUGUGACUCUGAGCUGUACAGUCCACCCUGGGACCUGUGAUGGAGAACACAGUGUUUACUGGUUCAAAAACUCUCACCCAGGAUUCAUUUACACCCAUGGAGGCAAGAAUGAUCAGUGUGUGAGGAAAGCUAACUCACAAACAAACACCUGUACCUACAACUUGCCAAUGAAGAAUCUAAAUAUUUCUAAUACUGGGACGUACUACUGCGCUGUUGCUUCAUGUGGACACAUUCUGUUUGGAAACGGGACCAAGCUGGACUCUGGAGAUGGCCUGAACUCUCCUGCCUUGGUGUAUUUAUUGAGUGGAGCUUUGAUAUUUGCGACCAUCCUGAUAGUCGUCAUGGCCUUCUUACUGUACAAGAUGAACAAAAGAAACCGUCUCCUAUCUCAAGAGGCUCAAGCAAGAUUUUCUGCUCCUGCCAUAAGAAACCAUGAGGGUCACAGAGAAGCAGACAACCUCUUCUAUGCCACUCUUAACGUUAAUAUGCCCAACACAUCGAGAAGACAGAGAAACACAACCAAAGAUUGUGUGAGUGAGUGUGUGUACUCCAGCGUGAAGCAGUAGAAGUCAAUUGUUUCUUUGUUACUAUUUCAGCUUGACUUGGUUUUGUAUUGUAUUUUAGAAGACUUGUAAACUUUGUGAAUCAAAUGUCUUUGAAUGUUUAAUUUCUUUCGCCCUUAACUGUAUGUUUUUUUAAAUCAAUUUUAAGUGAUAAAGUAUGAACAAGCAUCAUUCUCUGAUUUAAUUUUUUUUUACCAAAGUACCCUUUUUUUACCCAGCUAAACAGGUUAAUUUGGGGGCUUUUAUGCAUUUAUUUAGUGGACAGGAGAGUGGACAGAGUAAGAAAUCGGGGAGCGACAUGAAUGACAUUCAGAAAAGGAGUUAGAGGUUUUACUCCAAACUGUUACUCCCCGCCUAGAGGACUAUACCCUCUGUACAUGUGGCCUUUAACCUAGCUGUUCAGCAAACCGUUGCUUCUUACCUAAGCAGCAACCAUCGGUGUGAAAAUAGAAGUCAGUGCAGAAUUGCAGAAACCUGCAGUUCCUCCAGUGUCCACUGGAGGCUGGCUGCAGGAGCCCCUAAAGUCACA
Labrus bergylta (ballan wrasse) is the source of this 1574-nucleotide messenger RNA. RefSeq lists its product as uncharacterized. Gene Ontology annotation, biological process: response to bacterium. The record is from RefSeq and is a predicted model, not a curated record. Lineage: Eukaryota; Metazoa; Chordata; Actinopteri; Labriformes; Labridae.